This is a messenger RNA of Kockovaella imperatae, 1382 nucleotides long. Its product is annotated as nucleotide-diphospho-sugar transferase. Gene Ontology annotation, molecular function: transferase activity. The record is from RefSeq and is a predicted model, not a curated record. Gene Ontology annotation, cellular component: cytoplasm. Bases 94 to 1302 code for a protein of 402 amino acids. Gene Ontology annotation, biological process: biosynthetic process. The transcript has 7 exons. NCBI's taxonomy places the organism in Eukaryota, Fungi, Basidiomycota, Tremellomycetes, Tremellales, Cuniculitremaceae.
CAAGAUACCGUGGAAUUAUUAUUAUCGUAUUUGAACUCAUUGGUCUGCAAGCUUCCCUUUCGAGCCUCAGCGACAGGAUCCCUCGUAUCGACCAUGGCAGUGACGAAGGGUGUGAUUCUCGUGGGAGGUCCCUCCAAGGGGACAAGGAUGAGGCCAUUAUCUUUGGACUGCCCUAAACCUCUUCUUCCAGUGGCUGGCAAGCCUAUGGUCUGGCAUCCUCUGUCAGCACUUGCCAAAGUCCCUGAAUUGACGGAAGUCAUCAUCAUUGGAUUCUAUGAAGAUGCAGUCAUGAGUGGAUUCAUCAAGGAUGCAAAGAGGGAGUAUCCAAAUCUCGCCAUCAGCUAUUUGAGAGAAUACAGACCGCUGGGUACCGCAGGAGGACUGUAUCAUUUCCGAGACUCUAUUCUUCGAGCACCGGUUCCUCAAAACAUCUUCAUUUGCAACAUUGAUGUUUGCUGUUCUUUCCCGCUCGCCGAAAUGAUGGACGUUCAUUCCAAACACCGAGGCGUGGGCACCAUCCUAGGAGUCAACGUCAAGCGGGAGACGGCGACUCAAUAUGGUUGUAUUGUCCAUGAUCCGGAAACAUCUCAAGUAUUGCAUUAUGUCGAAAAGCCCGAAAGCUGGAUCUCAAACAUGGUCAACGGAGGUGUCUACUUGUUCGACAAGAGCCUGUUUGACGAGAUCAAAGUCGCUAUGGACGAUAAGACCGCUCGAGCGGCUGAAGAUCCUCUCAUCCAAUCGGAUGAGAUCCUCCGUUUGGAACAAGAUGUCAUCGUUCCCCUAGCGGCCAGUCGAAAGAUGUACGUCUAUCAGACCAACGAUUUCUGGAGACAAAUGAAGACUGCAGCUUCCGCCGUGACCGCUUCGUCCCUGUACCUCUCUCGAUUCCUCAAGAAUCGUCCAGAUCUUCUCGCUAAACCAUCUUCAUCCAUUAUCGCCCCUAGCUACGUCGACCCAACAGCUACAAUAGAUCCAAGCGCGAAGAUCGGACCCAACGUUGCUAUUGGGCCAAACGUGACCAUCGGCGCGGGCGUCAGAGUCAAAGACGCCAUCAUUUUCGAAGGAUCAACCCUCGAGCAACAUGCUUGUGUGGUCCAUUCUAUCGUCGGUGCAAAUUGCCAGAUUGGACCUUGGGCUAGAGUGGAUGGUGAACCAGAGCCCGAAAAGGAUACAAAGGGGCAAAUCAGCGUCACUGUGUUAGCCUCCGAAGUGACUCUUGCUCCCGAGACCCAUGUCCGAAGCUGCAUCGUCCUGCCGAACAAAUCCCUCUCACGAAGCUCUGCCAACCAAGUCUUGCUAUAAGCUCAUCGAUCUUCUCCCCUCAUGCACAUAGACCUCCUUUCUUUCUGUCUGCGUCUUCAGGUAUGGCCUAGCGAGGGACA